Molecule: messenger RNA, 2799 nt
Organism: Anastrepha obliqua
Lineage: Eukaryota; Metazoa; Arthropoda; Insecta; Diptera; Tephritidae
Gene: egr
Product: protein eiger
Exons: 7
Coding region: 700-2046 (448 amino acids)
Biological process (GO): immune response
Cellular component (GO): membrane
Molecular function (GO): tumor necrosis factor receptor binding; receptor ligand activity
Source: RefSeq, a predicted model, not a curated record
GGUUCGGACAUUUUAUAAUAGAAGUUCGCGCUGAUAGAACUAAGUGUAGAGAUAAAACUAAGCAUAUAGUACAUGCUUCGCGAAGGCAAUGAAACCAGCACACAACUAAAUGCUUCUGAUAGUGAUAGUGAAUUUCAUAUUGAGAGAGAAAAAUAAAAUAAUAUGCUGCUUGAGACAACCGGAACCAAUUAUCAGCGAUAAAUAUUUUUAUUAAGUUAAUUGCAACGUUACUAAUCAAAAAAUAAAUAUUGGUUUGACAACAACAAACGCGAGGGCGUACCUACAAGUGAAUUAAAUUUAAUAAUACUUGAGUCCAACGACUUUUAGAUUAAUUAAAUUACAAGCAGUUGUCUAGACUUUUAACAGGAGUGACAAUAACAGAUGUCAUAUCUAUGUAUACAUGCUCACAUUAUGAAAUCACUUAACCUUUUACAAUGAUCACUUUAUUUUUCCUGUUAAAUUAAUUUCGUUAUUUUUUCAUAAAAAUAUAGUUCGUAAUAUAAUAAGUGACUAUGUACUGCGGCAGCACAAGUGCAUGUACAUUUGUAUAUAUUUACGUUAUACCUCAAAACUAAAUUUGAGAAACAGAGAUAACGCAAAACUAUAACUCAACAUUUAUAAGAAUUAGGAAAGGCAACUAAAAAGCAAGCCCCGUACUUGAGGCGUCACUUCACCCAUUUGUUUCGAAUUAUUUUAGUGAUGACAACAGAAACACUCAAGCCGUUUAUAUCCGCACCAUGCUGUGCUGAUAAUUCUUCAUUGAUGCUUCCAAGAACAGCGGCACGCUGUCAACACAGCUCCAACCUCAGUUCGAUCAUUUUAAGGACAUUAACUCUGGUUUUGAGUUUACUUUUGUUAGGUUUUACGAUUUGGCAUUUUCAACGUAUUUCCCAUUUGGAAACUGAAGUUAAACAGUUGGACAAAGUCAUACUCAGCAUGCAGAAACGUUUGGACUUAACAAAUUUAGAUGACGAAGACGAUUAUCGAAAGUAUAAUCGAGUGUUUGUUGAUAAAAAAACAAUAUUGGACGAUGACGACGAGAAAUUAAUCGAUAAGGAAGAUGAUGAAGACAUCGACGACCAUGAUUAUGACAAUGAAUACGAUUAUGAGGAUUUUAGAAAGAAAUUAGCUGCUUUGAACUUUGAGGAUGAAAAUGAAAAUGAAGACGAUAUUAUUGUAGCUAAUGCAGAUUUAAAUGAAGAGAAAGAUGAUGAAAGUGAAGAGGAAAUGGACAUACCUGAAGAUGGAGAUGUGUUUAAUGACUUUUCCAAAUUCAAUGCUACCCGGAAGAAAAAGAUGAGCGUGCGCAAAUCUCGUUCUAUUUCACCAGAAUACUCCAACAAAGAGCAGGUAAAAAAAGAUAAUUAUAAAAUCGGAAGAAACAGAAGCAAUAAUGCAAAACAAUCACAUAAUCAGGAAGGGAAGAUGUUGGUGCUUAGACGACCCUCUCAAGGCAGCAAAGCGGAUGGCAAAAUUGAGCCCGGAAGGUCUACAAAAGAACAAAUGGGACCAAAACGUUCUCACAGGCGUAAUUUGGAUGAUCGUAGAUAUAAAACUGCUAUUGUAAAAAAUGCUAAGUCCACGCGACAAAUACAGGCCACUUCCAAUAACCCAGCGGCACAUUUUCAUUUAAAUCGUAAAAUACCAGACCGCUAUGCUAGCAUUAAAGUCGAUUCAUAUUCUGGUGACAUGUACAUCGGCCACCCAAGUUGGUCAAAUGAAAUUGACGUGGAUAACUACUUCAAAGUAGAGAAUGGCAUAUUAACCGUGCAUGAACCGGGUCUUUAUUACGUAUACGCUCAGGUGUGCUAUAACAAUACCCACGACCAAAAUGGUUUUGUAAUAUUCCAUGGUCAUAAGCCAUUCCUUCAAUGUUUAAACACAGUACCGACAAAUAUGCCGCACAAGAUACACACGUGCCAUACCAGCGGACUUAUCUUUCUCAAGGAGAGUGAAACAAUUCAUUUGCGCGAUUUCCAUAGUGAUCGAAAUGUCAUUUUGAAGGAUGCCAAUAAUCGCAGUUACUUUGGACUGAUAAAAAUAUAAUAAUCAAAGUGAACAAAGGCGAUGAUUUAGUAAUCCAAUAUGUAUGUACGAAUGUAAGAAUACUGCAAUGAUAUUGUAAAGCAAAUAAUGAUCAUUAUCAAGAGUGGAUCCUGCUUUGAGGGCCGUGAAAUUACCAUUUGAAUUUAAUCAAAUCCGUCGUGAAAACGGUAGAACUGAAAGAGAUCGUAAUUCUUGUCUAAAAAAGAAAUUUUAAAGAAAAGAAAUAUUGAAUUUCAAACUUAUAUCUUGUAUGGUAACUAAGAAGACCCCGAGGAAAGUGUAAAACUGAACUUUUUGAAGGAUUAAAAUCAAAUAACCAGUUUGACUUUACUUUACUUACUUACUGUGAAAUGCGAAAUUGGGCUCGUUUAAAUUUAAUAACAACGUAACAUCUUACGUAUUCACGAGUAUAUGGACCUAACAGUAAAAUAACUUGCAAUAAACUUUUCCGUUUGUAAUAAUGAAGCGCAUUUGUAUACUCUAAUGACCAAAACAUGUUCAUUUAUAAUUUAUUUGCAUUUGCGUUCACACUUUAGUUUUUAAAGCUAGAAAAUAUAUCAUUUUUAGACACUCAAUUUUGCUUUUGAGGUCGUAUUUAUUGUUAUUACUGAGGUUAAUUGCGAAAUAAAUACUAUUUCGUAUGUAUAUAAAAAAGCAUGUAUGAAUUGUUAUAAAAGUAUGAAUAAAGUCAAAAUAAAACUUAUUUUUUGUAUGAAUUGAAUGCAUUUAGACUGCGUUCUAAACAACAACAAA